Messenger RNA from Stylophora pistillata, 1366 nucleotides. RefSeq lists its product as uncharacterized. Gene Ontology annotation, cellular component: plasma membrane. Gene Ontology annotation, biological process: hormone-mediated signaling pathway; activation of adenylate cyclase activity; adenylate cyclase-activating G protein-coupled receptor signaling pathway. The record is from RefSeq and is a predicted model, not a curated record. Gene Ontology annotation, molecular function: G protein-coupled peptide receptor activity; protein binding. Lineage: Eukaryota; Metazoa; Cnidaria; Anthozoa; Scleractinia; Pocilloporidae.
AUAUGAACUGGUAAUCAGCUUGAUAGAAAAAUGGAACGAUAUCAAAGAUAAAGUCAUUUUGGCAUUCAAAUAGAAUUGAAGCAGUCCAUAACUGAAAAUGCCACGUGGUUGCCAAGUUUGCUUUGGUGCUCAUAGUAUUGCCAUUUUCACCUUGUCUCUGGUCACUGCCUCCUCAUCUGCGACACCAACAGAAGCGUGUUCCACAUUUCUCCUGCCAUCGGGGAAGUGUUGUGUGUUUCCAUUUGAGUAUAAUGGCAGACAAUAUACUGACUGUACGGUUGAUGGAUCAGCUGGGAGACCUUGGUGUGCCACAACUUCCAAUUUAACUGAAGAUGAACAAUGGGAAUACUGUGAAUUACAACAAAAGUGGUGUCCUUCAGGGUGGUUCCGUCUAAAAAGCAGCUGCGUUUUCAUAGGAAAAAAUCCCGUUCGUCUCGAUCUUAAUGAUGAAGAUGGCGUUACCCUCUGGAGAAAGGCGCGUGAGAAAUGCAACGAGAAAGGAGCGGACCUCAUGAUCGUGCGAGAUAAAGCAGACUUAAACGGACUACUAUCCAUGUACUACGAAACUAGAGUUAUUUUACGUAGACCUCUGUUUUUAGGAUCACGGGAGUAUUUCAACCCUCGCUGGAAAUGGCUUGACGGUACUGAGGUUGAUUCAGCUCUCUGGGGAAACGGAGAACCAAAAACAGUUCAUGGAAGAUGUGGAGUGGUUGAGGAUUUCAGAAAGAGGUGGUUUGACAGAAGCUGUGGUUGGUGGUUAGCAGUAAGGCCUUGCAAUAAGAUAAGAAGGGCUUACAUUUGCGAGUCUCCAUUGACCAACAGAACCUGCCAAAAAGGCUUUUCAGUAGUAGAGGAUCGCUGCUAUAAGAUAGUCACCACUCCUCGUCUUAUCUGGGAGGAUGCUCAGUGGGACUGCUCAACCCAAAAUAGCACCUUGGCAGUUAUCAACACCAAAGAAAAACUUGAAAGUGUUGCCUCACUUCUAGUAACGGUGAAGUGGCCAAGUAGCUUUUUCGUCGGGCUUGUAAGGAAUCUGAGCAGCUGGUCAUGGCUUGAUGGAGCAUCUGUUGACGCAUCUCUCUUUCAAGCUGGAUAUCCCAAGAUAAGGAAUGACGAGGAAAAUUGUAUUGUGUUUUCUGGGUACACUCCUGACAUAACAAAUGCAGGGUGCAACAGUGCUUAUUCCUACGCCUGUCAAAGUGCUCAACCUGUUAUAGCAAAUGUUGCAUUUGGAAGUGUGACAGACCACUCAAGUUUGGCGACAGGAAGCAAUUCGUCAUUUGCAGUCGAUGACAAUCUUACGACCUGUUUCUUCUCUGAAGUGGUAAGAGAGCAGAAACAUCUACAUAUCUUGGUAUAUUUUUAA